Molecule: messenger RNA, 2278 nt
Organism: Paramuricea clavata
Lineage: Eukaryota; Metazoa; Cnidaria; Anthozoa; Malacalcyonacea; Plexauridae
Source: the annotation of a GenBank genome assembly
AUGGUUGUAAGAAUGAUGCAACUGUUUGUAACAUGUCAGUUUGAUGGCUCGUGUCUGUGCAGUGUUGAUCAUGAACCUAAUUUUCGAAAUCCUCGUAAAAGAGCUGGGGAUGAUAAAGAUUAUGGCUGUCUAAACAGUGAGAGUAUCCGCGCUGGAGCUGGUGAGUGCUUAUACACGUAGUUUAUUUCAACAUUACGGCUGAACAUUUACAUUUGUUUCAUAACCUUGUGUGCCAUUAAAUGUUUCAAUUGAAAUGGCACGAGGGAGCUACUUGGCAAUGUUGCAAAAUUUCUUUGGUUCAUCCUGCUCAAAAAAUCAAUCUUCAUUUUUAACUCUAUUUAUAUUAGGAGGAACCGAGAAUUGCCUAUUAGGCCCUUUUCAAUUUAUACCCUACGACCAGAAGGAAACAGCCACAAAAUUCAGUGACAUUGAUAAUCAAAAGCUAUUGAUGAAGAGUUGUACCUUGACGGAAGCCUUUGGCAAAGUUUCCAGACAACGCCAGAGAAAUGAAGCUGCAAUGGUUGGAUCAAUCUUACGUUGAUUUGAACGUCUCAAACAAUGACAUGUAUUUCAAAGUAAGUAAGUAAAUUGUUCAUGUUUCUCUGUAGCUAUGUGUAAAAUUAUAAUUUGUUUUUUUCUUUUCUAGUGGAAGAAAUCAGUUCCAAAUUUGCAAGGGAGGAUAAUUACUUUCAAUCUCAACUGCGAGGUAAAAAUCCAGGGGUAGAGGCUUACCAAUCUCGCCAAACAAAAUGCAUACAAGCAAAGGUUCUUGGAACAUGGUCUACAGGUAACUGAUAUAGAAAAGUUAGAUUUCGAGUUAUCAGUAACAUCCAAAUUAUACAAGCUUUGCAUAUAAUUACAUGCAGGUUCCGUUGCCUGCUAAGUUGCAUUGGUGCUUACAUGACAGGUAUUAUCCAACGUACGUAUUGUCUUUUCUAUUUAAUUAUACGUAUACAUAACUACAUAAAUGCUUCACUUUUGUCUAGACGCUGUUUCUGAGCCAGCAAAGUUCUCUGUAUCAACUGAGUCAACAGCAACCUCCAGCCAACCACCUACAUCUACACACAUGACAACAUCAAAAACAACUUUGUCUGUAAUAACAAAGGUCUCUGUAUCAACCGAAUCAACCCCAACCUCCAGCCAACCUAAAUCAUCACAUAUAACAACAGGAACAUCUUCGUCUGUAACAGUGACAACAGCAGAACCAAGUAUGUUAUAUAAAAUCUUUUCUAUUUUUAUUAUACAGCAAUGAUGUCCUCUUUAUUUGUACUUCUACCUUUUUCUACCAGGACUACUUUUAAUACCAUAGACUGGGGGGAUGGGACUUGGCCCUCCAUUCCCUGUUUUGGCCCCUCCAGUGAACGAUGUCCCCCCCCUCCCAGUGAAGAUCCCUUGUGUCUAAAAUAUAAGCAAAAAAGGGAAGAAUAACUUAGUUAAGAAGAGUAUUUUAGUAUUCCCAUGACCAAAUCUUUGUCUAGCGGAUAAAAUAUAUAAAUAAUUGUGUCUUAAAAUGCCGAAAAUGAAGCCCCAGACAAUUAAAAAUACAGGGCCAGACAAAGUUCCCACUCUUCCCAUUCACCACCUCCUAGUUGGAUCUUUUUCUCUUGAUGGCCCCUCCACUGACAAAUUUUUAAAAGAGGCCCUGCAUGUUUUCUCCGGACCACUGCUUGCGACUAGAAGGGUUAAGCGCAUGGGCGUACCGGAAGGAAAAAAUUAGGGGGCGGAAACAAAUUUGCCCGACUUUUCGGGAUUUUGCCCGACUAGUACCGAAAAAAUUUUUCCCGGAAAAAUUGUUUCGGCGACCUCCCCCCCCCCCUUCGCCAAAAAAAUUUCGGUCAGUGUACCAUUUUAGGGCUCAAAAAUUUUUUCCGGACAUACCAAAAUUUUUCGACAAUACAAAAUUGACCAAAAAAAUUGACUGAAUUUCCGACAAAAUUGAGAGAAUUUGUCCCAUUUAUUUUUAUUAGUAACAAAAGUUGCCCGACUGUUGCUCGAAUAUUGCCCGACUGCCCAAAAAACUGGGGGGCCUACCCCCCCCCCCCGCCCGGUACGCCUAUGGUUAAGCGGUUAGGAUAUUGUAAAUAUACGGUAUCAUGAGCUGUCGUAUUAUAUAUAACCUGUGAUUCGUCUUCGGUUAUCAUUGCUUUGUGUUUUCUUCUUCGUAUUUUCUCCUUUAUAUAGCAACAACUCAGCCAACAGACGUCUCUAAACCAACAGAGGCAACAUUAACCUCCAGCGAACCUAAAUCUUCACAAAUAAAAACAAAAUCAACUUCACU